UAUAAUGUUUUGUACCAAUUUCCCUGUUAGGGUUUCACUGCCGUCUUCCUUUUAAGUUUAUUGCGUCUUCUAGUUCAGGCCGUCGAACCGAAACUCUACAGACCCUUUUGCUACUCACAGGUAGGUGGUAUAAAAAUGACGACAGUUCCAGCGCAACUGGUUUGGGAGAUCGUCAAGAAAACCAACUCAUUUUUGGUGAAGGAGUUUGGUAAUGGUACCGCCGGUGUCGUAUUCAGCAAAGAGCCUAACAAUCUUUACAAUCUUCACUCUUACAAGCAUUCUGGCCUAGCAAACAAGAAGACUGUGACUAUCCAGCCUGGCGGCAAAGAUCAAUCAGUGUUGCUUGCUACUUCAAAGACCAAGAAACAGAACAAGCCUUCAAGUUUGCUGAAUAAAUCUGUAAUGAAGAAGGAGUUUAGGCGCAUGGCCAAGGCAGUGUCAAACCAGGUAGCAGAUAACUAUUACAGGCCAGAUCUGAAGAAGGCAUCCCUUGCAAGAUUGAGUGCUGUGAACAAGAGUCUCAAGGUUGCGAAAUCUGGUGUCAAGAAGAGGAACAGGCAGGCCUAGAUUCCCAUUCUAGAAUAUGUUAGGCUACGCUGUAUGAGCAUUGAGCUGCACUUGAUUUUUUUUCUUCCCUGUGUCCUCGAGUACCCGAAAGUUUGCUAUUUGAGUUCAUAUUUUUCUAGAUUUUUGGGCUAAAAUAUACGUUCUAUUUGAGAUUUUAUAAAGAUAGCAGUUAUUCUGAUUAA
Solanum verrucosum is the source of this 749-nucleotide messenger RNA. Its product is annotated as 60S ribosomal protein L28-1-like. Gene Ontology annotation, biological process: translation. Gene Ontology annotation, molecular function: structural constituent of ribosome. Lineage: Eukaryota; Viridiplantae; Streptophyta; Magnoliopsida; Solanales; Solanaceae. The record is from RefSeq and is a predicted model, not a curated record. Gene Ontology annotation, cellular component: cytosolic large ribosomal subunit; ribosome. The transcript is spliced from 4 exons. The coding region runs from base 136 to 567 and encodes 143 amino acids.